Messenger RNA from Xenopus laevis (African clawed frog), 2012 nucleotides. It is a transcript of the gene h2aj.S, whose product is annotated as H2A.J histone S homeolog. The coding region runs from base 144 to 524 and encodes 126 amino acids. Gene Ontology annotation, cellular component: nucleus; chromosome; nucleosome. Gene Ontology annotation, molecular function: DNA binding; protein heterodimerization activity; structural constituent of chromatin. The transcript has 2 exons. NCBI's taxonomy places the organism in Eukaryota, Metazoa, Chordata, Amphibia, Anura, Pipidae. The record is from RefSeq and is a predicted model, not a curated record.
GGUAUAAAUAAUGGAAGCGGGCGGGGCUUGUCGCCAUUGCAGAGCAUAUCACCCUUGUAGAAAGAGAGGUGCUGACAGUGAGAGGAAAACGAGACACGGUGGGGGCUGAAGAAGAUUGGAAGCGCCAGGGCCGCCUGUGAACUAUGUCAGGCCGUGGGAAGUCCGGGGGGAAAGCUCGAGCCAAGGCCAAGUCCCGCUCCUCAAGGGCCGGACUCCAGUUCCCCGUAGGCCGCGUCCAUCGGCUGCUCCGAAAGGGAAAUUACGCGGAGCGUGUAGGGGCCGGGGCUCCAGUGUACCUGGCCGCGGUGUUGGAAUAUCUGUCCGCCGAAAUCCUGGAGUUGGCCGGAAACGCUGCCCGGGACAACAAGAAGACCCGCAUCAUCCCCCGCCACCUGCAAUUGGCCAUCCGUAACGACGAGGAGCUCAAUAAGCUGCUGGGAGGGGUCACUAUCGCUCAAGGGGGAGUCUUGCCCAACAUCCAGGCCGUGCUGCUCCCCAAGAAAACCCAGACAUCCAAAAAAUGAGCCUCUGAGAAUUGGGGUCCCCCAUUUGCUGUCAGUAGAAUUCAGCAGCAGCGGGAGAGCUCCCCAGUCAACUGCCCUUUGUACAGCAGUGGGUGAGGGAGGCCCUAUUGGCUGCUCUACAUUAUGUUUGACAGGGGGGCCUCCAGCUGUGGAUGAACUACUUUGGGGUUGGAGGGGUCUGAGCGUUGUAGUUCAGCCAUAGCUGAAUGGCUGCUGUUUCUCCACAACCCUCGUCUUAAAGUGAUAUUGAGAACACUGGACAUUUGACUUGAUGCAGUAGAGCUCGGGGCCUAAUGUCCUGCCAUUCUGCUGCCCACAAAAGUCAGUCUAGAGGAGCCCAAAAUACAGGCACUGGAAGCCAUUAUUGUAUAGGGCAAUGUUAGUGCUGUGGCCCUACCGCAUCCCUUAUAAUGUCAAUUGCGCUCUGUAUCCCUUUAAGAGGCUGCUGGGAGAUUUAAUGGCACUUGCGGGGGUCUCUUUUAUCAUAGGAUCAUCCAACACUACAAAGCUCUUGCAUAGAAUAGCACUUUACUUUUAUUAUUAGACGGCUCCACCGUUUGCUUUCUACGUGUCGCCUUCCCUUUUAGAAGUGCUGUGACAUUUAUUGUAUUUCAAUACUUUUGUUGUAAAGACACUUUUAAGACCCCCAUCCCUUUUCAGGUCCUGGAUUUUAGACUUCAGUCAGACCUCAAACUCCUGUUAGAAUCUGGAUCUCCAGUUACUCCUGGUGGGUUUAAAUGUCGUUCUGAGGUUUUGGGGGUGGAAUCACACAUUCAUUAGUAGUGAUGGGCGAAUUUCUCCCGUUUCACUUCACCAUAAAAUUUGUGGAUUUCCCACAAAAUUUGGGAAACUGAAAAAUUAGUCAAACUUGAAAAUUAACGCCUGCGUCAAUUUUGGACGUGCGUUUGAAAGGUUGCUCCCAUCAAUUUUUCCGCCGGCGUUAGUCAAUGGGCAUCCGACUAGUGUUGACGCACAGUGAUUUUGACGCGAAUUACUUAUCGGACGCACAUCCAAUUUGCCGGCUAAUUUUUACGGGAGUUUCACUUAUUUAUUCACUGCCGAUGAAACGGGACAAUUCGUGCCAGGCGAAUUUAUUCGGCCAUCACUAAAUUUGUGACACUCUAAAAUUUUGGACGCGUGUCUGAAAAGUCGCUCACGUCAAUUUUUGACACGUAUCCGAAAAGUCACAAGCGUUAAUCAGCCAGUUGAAUAGUGUUGACGCGUGACGAUUUUGACGCUAGCGACUGCACAUCCAAAAAGUUUAUGGCGCCGCCAAAUUUUUGCGGGAGUUUUGCAUAUUUAUUCGCCCAUCAAUAAUCAACAGUAUUCCGUUAUUCGAUUUUACUCCUAUAGUAGUGUAUUGUGAGAGAAGCCUAAUGUGUGUUAGAGCCGUAGUUUGCACUUUAAUUGUGUCGGAGUUUGAAAACAACAUUUUGCUGGCAAUUGUUUGCACAUUUCAAAUCAAUCAGUAAAUUUUUGUUUAAUGUU